AAUGGGUGAACAGAGCGGGAGUCGCAUCGCCUUGAUUCUGGUCAAUUUCCUCGUAUUUGCCGGGACAGUCGCCAUCAACCAGCUCGCGGCCUUUCCCCAGUUCGCAGGAGGUCUCUUUGUUAAACUGAGGGACUUUGCCACCACCUAUGGUCUGGGUGUCCCCCCACAAGGUAUGAGGCUAAACUCGAGAUGCAGCUCGUGGUGUACGUGGUUCUUGGUUCCCUCUCCGGCAUUAUGCUGCUGUGGUUCAUUCUCGAGAACACCGUCCUCGACCGCUUCGUCCGGUACACCAUUACCCAGUAUGCCGUGGUGGUGCUGGCCAUGGUCGGGAUCUACAUCAAGCAGUACUACGGCGCCACUCUGGAGACCGGCUGGUUUAUCGUGGUCCUGCUGGGCGUCGCCGUCUUCUGCCUGGUGGCUCGCCUCGGCCUCGUCAUCGUCAGGGCCUGCAAGAGUCCUCUCUACGCCAACAACAAGGUCGGCGAUGACCCCGUGCUGAGCUACGCCGCAUGAUACUGGGGCUACGUCGACACCUCGGCCACGCGGCUCAUUGCCAUGUAUUCCAGCCUCUGAGGUAGUCCGGGCUCGCUGGACCCACGGCUGUUGCGGGAGAAGAGUCGUCGGAUGUCACGCCGAGAGCAGGGGCA
Molecule: messenger RNA, 647 nt
Organism: Penaeus monodon (black tiger shrimp)
Lineage: Eukaryota; Metazoa; Arthropoda; Malacostraca; Decapoda; Penaeidae
Source: RefSeq, a predicted model, not a curated record